CUUUCUCGAGACAAGGUCUUUUUGUCUUCGGCUGCAGCGGCCUUUAUUUUACGGUGGGUAUUGCGAUCAAGCAUCUCACAAACCCCCCACACUCAUUUUUCUUUCUAUUAGACCCCUCAUGUCCUGUCACGAUCCCAGAGCUGGACUCGACGCCCUGGUUCUGCACUGCACACAUUCAUUGCCUGCCACGACCCUCGAUAGCUUUAUCAUGGUGCCUCAUCGCGUCCCGUUAGCUACGAAAUCCCAAAAUAUUCCUAGCAAGACGCGAACGCGCAAACCACUCAAACCAGUGUUGCCAGCCUUGACCAUCUCUCCGCCCAAACCAUUGACCCAAAUCAGCAUUUGUGACAACGCCUCUCCCGACACGCCAUUGAGCCUGUCUAUAUCUACACCAUGCACGCCGUUCCAACCUCUCCCGCCUCUUCUCGCAACCUCGCCACUGCGUUUACCUUCUUUUCUUGAUCUAGCUCUGGAAUCGACCCCACGCGCCAAGCCAGAAACGCCCCAGCCUACGCAGCUCGUAGAUUCAAUCACCCAUCCGAACAGUCCAUACGUGCCAUGGGCCUCCCCAGUCCGAAGAAACAUCCUUAGACCACUUACGCCUUCGUCGCAAAUGUCACGCUACUCAAGGCCGUACUCCCGUAGCGGAGCACGUGCGCCAGAGCCACAGGACAUGCCUCGGCCCAAUCGGUUGCUUCGCUUGACCAAGAGCUUGAAGAAUCUCAAAGCGACAGUCAAGCAGGGCGUCAAGAGCGUAACAAAGGUGCUCAGGAAAUCGUCCAAGGCGAAAAACAUUCCGCCUCUCCCGACCCCACCGCUGCCCGCCGCCCUCGUCCCCAGUUCGCCAUCACUAUCUCCUGCCUUUUCCUGCGAGUCCUCCAGAACAAACACACUAGCAGAUUGGUUGAGAGACUGUGCUGCCAAUGCCGAAGAGAUGACUGCGAAUAACAUGACAAUUGAGGAGUACGAAGAACGAGGGAGUUGGCUUGAUCAUGGGAGUGUCGAUAACGAGUCUGAGGUCGCGUCGCCCCUUUUCUCGCUUAUGGCAACAGACGACGCGUCUGAACACGUCCUGUCACCGUCACCUGGCCCAGCGUCAACUACUUGCACUAAUUCCGAUAUUUUUCCGCGUCUCUCGAUGCUGGAUGUUUGGCCUGUUCCUCCCAAUUCUGCUCUCGACUGGAGUCUUGCCGGAAUGCCCGGAGGUUGGAUGUCCGACCCUCUUCACGUAUAA
Messenger RNA from Mycena indigotica, 1234 nucleotides. RefSeq lists its product as uncharacterized. The coding region runs from base 119 to 1234 and encodes 371 amino acids. The record is from RefSeq and is a predicted model, not a curated record. The transcript has 2 exons. NCBI's taxonomy places the organism in Eukaryota, Fungi, Basidiomycota, Agaricomycetes, Agaricales, Mycenaceae.